UGGACAGCUCACACGCUUAUUUUAAGAGCGGGACCAGAUCUCUUUUUCUCCCCGCUCAGUUGGCGUCUGGAACAUGCGUCUUUUUUUCUUUGCAUGGAAUGUUUUAGAAGCAUUCUACUUUUUUACUUAAAAGUCUUACAUCCGUGCGCUCUGGGGAUUAGCGAGUACAAAGUGCAGUGGGGUGCAUCCAAAAUGAGCUCUGUUCAUUGUGAUUUAGUGUACACACCUCCUUAUCUAAGUUGUCAAGAGGGAGGAUUCUUCUCUACAGUAACUUACCCAGAGCAAUAGAGAUAGUGGAGGGAUGGGAGGGGUGGGAGGAGUGAGAAGAACAGAGAAUGACUGUGAGGGAGUGAGCGUGCUUAACCCAGCCACUCAGUGACUCUUGUAUCCAAGGACGAAGGUAGCAACGCAUCCAAACGCCACUCUUCGCCCACGGAGCGCUGUGAAGAAAUGAGGCGGACACAUAGGCACUCAGCGGGGCUCGUAUAGACUCAACAACCUGCUGGCCCUUCUUCACAGGGCCCCUGAGGUCUGAUUUGUCUGUGUGGAGAGCCCGAGCUGACGGCCGAGCAGAUCAUGACCCCUGCUAGAAGGUGCAGACUUGAGAGGACGGUAGUAACAGGUGCUGCGUGCCAAGGUGGAUUUGGAGGUGUGGAGGAGAGCUGAAGAUCAUGGGUAAAUCAAACAGCAAGCUUAAGCCAGAAGUGGUGGAGGAGUUGACAAGGAAAACCUACUUUACAGAGAAAGAGGUGCAGCAGUGGUACAAAGGCUUCAUCAAGGAUUGUCCAAGUGGGCAGCUUGAUGCUGUGGGUUUCCAGAAGAUUUAUAAGCAGUUCUUUCCGUUCGGUGAUCCUACAAAGUUCGCUUCCUUCGUCUUCAACGUAUUUGACGAGAAUAAGGACGGACGCAUUGAGUUCUCUGAAUUCAUCCAAGCUUUGUCCGUGACUUCUCGGGGGACUCUGGAUGAGAAAUUAAGAUGGGCUUUUAAAUUAUAUGACCUUGAUAACGACGGCUACAUCACCCGUGACGAGAUGUUGAACAUCGUAGAUGCCAUAUAUCAGAUGGUGGGAAACACUGUGGAGCUGCCAGAAGAAGAAAACACACCUGAAAAGCGAGUGGACCGUAUUUUUGCAAUGAUGGACAAGAAUUCGGAUGGAAAGCUGACUCUGCAGGAGUUUCAGGAGGGCUCAAAGGCAGACCCCUCUAUUGUUCAGGCCUUGUCGCUCUAUGACGGGCUUGUGUAGGAAUAGAAGAUGGAACCAACUCAGCCUCCUCCUGUGCGUGACCCACCAAUCCAGCACCACCACACCUAUAACGGAAGGAUGCUACAUUUAACUUGCUACCCGAGAAGUGGACUGGAAACCUUUGCCGCACAGCCCUACAGCCUCUGUAUCAAGUAGCUUUUUGUCAACAUCUCCACUAAGGGUCGUGACUCAAUAUACCGUCUGAACAUUUCAGCAAAACUCUCAGUCAAGUUCCGUGUCUGUGCUUCUACAGCUUUGUGGCACCACAUACACCAUGCAAGUGUUGUGGACUAUAUACUAGCAUUACUGCAAGUUAAGUGUUAACGUGCGUCUUGUUCACAUACUGUAAAGCAGGGGAUGUGUGUGAAGCACCCAGAGGAACUGUGCUGCUGCUUCAACACCACAUGGAGGAACCCUAAACCCAGGAGAACCCGAACAAUGAACACUACUACAAAGCAGUACAGUGUAUAUUGUAUAAUGUAAAUAGAAUGGUAAUUUAUUUUCUGCUUUGCUGCAUUUAUGGGAAUAUCCUCAUAAAUAUGGAAUGAAGUUUUAUUUUUUAUCAAAGGUGUUGAAAUGUAUUUCACUGCAUCUGGAUUUAUUAUUAUGGGAUUGUUUGCUUCUCACAUUACGAACUUUCCCUUUCCUGAAGGUUUUUAUUUGCAGAAGGGCAGUGGAGGGGUGGGAGCUUUUCUAUGGAUUAUUUUACUAUGUUUGCGUCCUAUGCAUCCUAUUGUGGUCUCACGUCUCUGUUAGCACGAGCGUUGCACGAGUGUUGCACAGCAACAUCCUGAACGACACAACCAAGCAACAGCGAGUUCUCACAGUGGAGGCUCCCUCUUUCUUUUGAGUGCAUCGUACGCCGCCCUCAGCCGACACAAAGCCCUGCUCUUUGAGAGGCACAAACAUUCUUCAGCUCUGGUUGUAAAGCUUUUGCGAGCUUUGUAGUUGCAGUCGUCCACCUUGUGUUUGUGCAGAGCAUGUGAGGAUGCCUUUCUUUUUUUCAUUCUUGAAUUAAUUAGAACAUCAAGUGGUUUUAGCAGCUUAAUUGAUUUUAAGCCUUAUGCAAAAUAAAAUUUACUCCAUGAUAACUGUCAUUUAUUGUGAAUUAACGCUAAAAGUGCACAGAAUAAAACGCAUUUAAAUUGCAAUGAUUUCUAACACUGUACUUUUAGUUUGGAGGAAAAUUUGUUUAAUGUUGUACAUACACAUAUUCUGUUAGUUUACACAGCUGCUUUGUGGAAUUUAGUGUUGCUCUGAUGCUGUAUGUAAAAGAUGAACCUAUAGCUAAUGGUCACUAACCACCAAACCACUAAUUAUGUUACGUUGUAUUUAAAAUCAUUUUGAAUCCAGUAUUGCACUGAACAUGCUUUAGUGCCUGUUGUGCUUUGAAAUACAAAUUGAAAUGCCAGCUUGCUCUGUGGUAUAAGCCUGCACUGUAUGAUUGUAUAAUGAACAACAAACUGCAUAAAACUGAGAUGUCUUGGCA
Molecule: messenger RNA, 2733 nt
Organism: Betta splendens (Siamese fighting fish)
Lineage: Eukaryota; Metazoa; Chordata; Actinopteri; Anabantiformes; Osphronemidae
Product: neuronal calcium sensor 1
Exons: 9
Coding region: 672-1244 (190 amino acids)
Molecular function (GO): calcium sensitive guanylate cyclase activator activity; calcium ion binding
Source: RefSeq, a predicted model, not a curated record